Triplophysa rosa is the source of this 2717-nucleotide messenger RNA. RefSeq names its product nucleolin-like. Gene Ontology annotation, molecular function: RNA binding. The transcript has 13 exons. The record is from RefSeq and is a predicted model, not a curated record. The annotation marks the transcript as partial. Lineage: Eukaryota; Metazoa; Chordata; Actinopteri; Cypriniformes; Nemacheilidae.
UUCUUUAAGGUGGCCACAAAAAAGGCACCCCAGAUAAAAAAGACCCCACCACCUCCAGGAGUGAAGGAAGGAUCCAUCGAGGAGGACACCAAUGAGGCACCACUGGCCAAAACUAUAGCAAAGAACAGUGAAGCAGUAAAUAAUGAAACAGCUGAAGCCAAACAGCCGAGUGAGGCAGAUGAUGAUGUAGAAUCAUAUGAAGAUUCUGAAAAGGAAGAUGCUUCAUCUGAGAAUGAGGAUGAUUUGGAAGAUGAAAAAGAAGCUCCUGUAACUCCAGCAAAAAGAAAAGCAGACACAAAAAAAGACAAGGAAACGCCACCAGCCAAGAAAGAAAAAAGUGAUGAAGGCUUUAUUCUCUUCAUGGGCAACGUGAAUUCAGAGGAAGAUUCUGGUGAAAUUGAAUCAGCAAUCACACAUUUCUUCUCAAAUGAAGGCCUUGAAAUUCAGACUGUGCGUCUUGCCGCCUCCAGGAAAUUUGGCUAUGUUGACUUUGCAUCAGAGGAAGACCUACAGAAAGCAUUGGAGCUUAAUGGCAAGAAUUUAAUGGGCCAACCAGUGAAACUUGACAGAGCCAGAAGUAAAGAAAACUCCAAGCAACGCAAGACAGCUGCUGAUCUGACAAACAAACUUCUUGUAAACAAUCUGCCAUUUAGUGCGACGGAAGACACUCUCCGGCAUAUGUUUACUAAAGCGGUGAGCUUCAGAAUGCCACAGAAAAACGGCAAGUCGCUGGGGUAUGGAUAUGUGGAGUUUGAGAGUGUGGAGGAUGCCAGGAACGCAAAGAAGACCUGUAAAAAUAUAGAGAUCGACGGCAGAUGUGUCAGAGUAGAGUACAGUUAUACCGGGCAAGAGAGAGAGGGCAGAGGCAGAGGCGGAGUUGGUUGUUCAUCAAACAGAGUUUUUAUAAACAAUCUGUCAUUUAUUGUGACUGAAGACUCUGUCCGGCAAGUGUUUGAGAAGGCUGUGGCCAUCAGAAUACCACUGGAUAAAGGCCAGACGCAGAAAUAUGCACUUUUGGAGUUUAAUAGUUUGAAGGAAGCCACACAAGCACGGACGACCUGCCACAAUAUGAGGAUUGAGAGCAAAAGUAUCAGACUAGAAAGCGGGAAUGAGACCAGGAACAGCGGAAAAGAGCGAGGAAGCUCUGAACCCACAAAAACCCUGUGUGUCAGAGGCCUGUCAGAAGAUACCACAGGUCAGACGCUAAGAGAUGUGUUUGAAGGUUCCGUCAGUGCCAGAAUCAUCACAGACCGAGAUACAGGAUCCUCAAAAGGAUUUGGUUUCGUAGAAUUUAACAGUGAAGAAAACUGCAAGGCUGCCAGAGAAGCAAUGGAGGACUGCAAGAUACACGGAAACACGGUGACUCUGUACUACGCCAAUGCCAAGCAAGUGGCGAGUCGGGGUGAAGGAAAGGGUGGUUCGGUUGGCAGUGCAGCUGGAAGAGGUGGUGGCUCCAGGGGAGCGAGAGGAGGAGGAAGAAGAGGUGGACGAAGUGCACAUUGGAAUUAAUGCAUUCUACUUUCCUCUGACAGUGACCCUUGUUUGAAAAAUUAGGAUUGAAAAUUUAUGAUAAAAAGUGUAAAACUCAUGUGCCAAGUUCUUAUAUAUUUGGAACAUCUGUGACUGUCAUCCAUAUAUCCAACUGCCGGAGGAAGUCAUCUGAAAACUAGCAAUUCACCUCUUUCCAAAAUGGGAAUUAAAUCCAAUUAAAAUAAAAAGUUUUCAAACAUAUUAAGCUUUUAUAAGAAUGUACUGUAUAUUCAUGUUUUUUUCCAGUGUGAACACACAUUGACCACUGCAGACGCCCUGGUCGUGCUAAGUUAUAUUCAAACUGAACGCAAAACAAAAAAGCCAAGGGAACGGCUGAUGAACAGUGCAUUCACUCCAAAGGCAAAACAAUAGACUACGUGCACAAGCGUAGCGACGAACUUCCGCUGUCGCCAGAAGUCAGGAUGUCAGUUUCCGGUUUGCUCUCGCACCACGCAAAAUGUCAGUGUUUACAAGAUGUCUUCAAGAUCUGCCAAAAAAUAAGCAUUAACGAUGUACACCGCAUCGUUGAUGCCUGGUCUCCUGCUCCAACAAGCAAGCGGGACAAAGGACUUAAACUAUAUAUCGAGUUAUAUCCACAACUACGAGGAUAAGUAGUUUAAUCUAAUGUGGUGUGCUGACAACUAACGUUACUGCUUAUGCACAGGGCGUAUUGAUCACCUUCAGGUAUUUUAGGUCUAGACAGCUGAUCAAAGAAAUCUGAUGUAUUUCUCCGCUACGAGUAGGCUAUGGAGCUGUGCAGAUGAGUUUACUGUUGUUUGGCAUUGUAAAUAGACUGUUGUAAUCAUAUCAGUCUUAGGGCGUUUAUACAAGACCGUUUUCAACAAAAAUGGAAAACUUAUCAUGCGUUUUGGCUAUUCAUUUACACAACAAACUUGAAAACUGGUCUCAAAGUGCACGUUUUGUAAUAAAAACAGCAUUAUCGUUUCCGUGUAAACUCUAAAGGCAGCGUUAUCCAAAAACGAUGACGUCAUACGCAUGCGUGUUACGCUUUCAGUCUGAAGGCAUGCAUGAGAAUUCCCCAAAGGCGGCCUCCAUGCUGCAUGUUUGUACCGCAUGACAUACAUCAUUUCUCCAGCAAAAAGUUGAUUUACUGCACCACUACAACCAGCGCAGACAUAGUAUUUGUAUACACAAACUAUGAACAUACAGGUGCUGGUCAUAUAAUU